Molecule: messenger RNA, 525 nt
Organism: Drosophila novamexicana
Lineage: Eukaryota; Metazoa; Arthropoda; Insecta; Diptera; Drosophilidae
Gene: Burs
Product: bursicon
Exons: 3
Coding region: 1-525 (174 amino acids)
Biological process (GO): animal organ morphogenesis
Molecular function (GO): BMP binding; receptor ligand activity
Source: RefSeq, a predicted model, not a curated record
AUGCUGCGCCAUGUGCUACGCCACGAGAACAACAGGAUUUUCGUGCUGAUUCUGUUGUACUGCGUCCUGGUUAGCCUGCUGAAGCUGUGCAUGGCCCAGGCGGACGGCGCGGCGGCGGGUGCCAACGAUAACGAUAUCGGACAUCUGGGCGACGAUUGCCAGGUAACGCCCGUCAUCCAUGUCCUGCAGUAUCCGGGCUGUGUGCCCAAGCCGAUACCCUCGUUUGCCUGUGUGGGUCGCUGUGCCAGCUAUAUACAGGUGUCGGGCAGCAAGAUCUGGCAAAUGGAGCGUUCCUGUAUGUGCUGCCAGGAGUCGGGCGAGCGUGAGGCGGCCGUCUCGUUGUUCUGUCCCAAGGUCAAGCAUGGUGAGCGCAAGUUUAAGAAAGUCCUCACAAAGGCGCCGCUAGAGUGCAUGUGCCGCCCGUGCACCUCGAUUGAGGAAUCGGGUAUUAUUCCCCAGGAGAUCGCUGGCUACUCGGACGAGGGUCCGCUCAACAAUCAUUUUCGACGAAUUGCCUUGCAGUAA